AUGAAAGAUAUUCAGUCUCAAAAGACUUCAAAAGAUGAGCUUCUAAUUGAUACAUCAACAGUGCCUGUGGCAUUUCAGGAUGAUAGCAAUGACAUUCAUCUAGAUGAAGCAAAUCAACCACAAUUUGCACCUCUAAAUAAGAAAAAAUCAACAUAUAAGAGAUUAGAUAUGACUUCUGUAAGAAUUCCAUAUCAUAGAAUGUCACCAUUAAAGGCAAAUUGGUCAAAAAUCUAUCCUCCAUUAGUAGAACAUUUAAAAUUACAAGUGAGGAUGAAUUUGAAAAAUAAAACAGUUGAUUUGCGAACAAGCAUUUAUACAGAAAUGCCAGAAUCACUGCAAAAAGGAGCAGAUUUCAUAAAAGCAUUUGCAAUAGGGUUUGAUGUAAAUGAUGCAAUUGCUAUGAUACGAUUAGACGAUAUUUAUCUUGAUACAUUUGAGAUUAAAGAUGUAAAAACACUUGAGGGCCAGCAUUUGUCCAGAGCGAUUGGAAGAAUCGUUGGGAAGGAUGGAAAAACAAAGUUUGCAAUUGAAAAUGCAACGCAAACAAGAAUCGUAGUUGCAGACACCAAAAUUCAUAUUCUUGGAAAAUUUUUGAACAUUAAUAUAGCACGAAAUUCGGUAGUCAGUCUUAUUCUAGGAAGCCCAGCAGGAAAAAUAUAUUCAAAUCUCAGAAAUGUUUCUGCAAGACUAAAAAAUGCAUUUUAA
Pneumocystis jirovecii RU7 is the source of this 705-nucleotide messenger RNA. RefSeq lists its product as uncharacterized. Lineage: Eukaryota; Fungi; Ascomycota; Pneumocystomycetes; Pneumocystales; Pneumocystaceae. The transcript is spliced from 3 exons. Gene Ontology annotation, molecular function: RNA binding. The record is from RefSeq and is a predicted model, not a curated record. Bases 1 to 705 code for a protein of 234 amino acids. Gene Ontology annotation, cellular component: nucleolus.